AUGACACAGACAAAGACUCCCCCAACCUCUUCUACCACGGUGAAGCGUUUCCCUCAUAUCCAUGAUGACCCGGCAACCUUGCCCAAGUCUUUGGACCCCUUCACUAUCACCACGUCUACGGGCUUCAUGCCCUUCAUAAUGUCCCCUACCCAACUGCCCGAACCCUUCCAACCUUUGGUGUCCUUGCUUGAGCGCCUUCCUGUGGAGAAGCUUGAUGGUACCCCUGGUCUUCUGGCUACCUAUGAGCUGGGUCCUGCCGUCCAGGAGCUUCCUGACCUCACCGCCGAAGUUGACAAGCUGGUCACUGCUGAUGGCUCCCCAGACCUCUAUGCUGUCACUGCUGUCUUCCGUGAUUACUCUUUCUUGGCAUCUUCCUACCUUCUUGAGCCAUGCUGGGAGAACUGGUGCAAGAAUCCUGACAAGGGGUAUGGUCUGGGACGUGACGUGCUUCCUAGGGCUGUGGCUUGUCCUAUGUACCGUUGUGCUCAACUCUUGGACAUCCCCCCUUUCAUGUCCUAUGCUGCCGCAUACUCUCUCUUCAACUACACCCUUGCCGAUCCAAAGAAGGGUCUAGUAUAUGACAACCUCCGUCUUGUCCGGGCCUUUGAACAUGGCCUGAACCCUAAGUCCUCCGAGGCUGGGUUUAUCCUGACUCACAUAGACAUGGUCAAGGAGUCCAAUGGUCUGAUUAGCGGAGCCCUGAAGGUCGUCGACACCAUUGAACAAGACGGUUCUCGUGCCGAAGUCAACGAAGGAUUCAGAGAGAUCCUGGCAUCCAUGGAGAAGAUCGAAGCCUGCAUGGAAGAUAUGUGGGCCAACUCCAAGCCCAGCGAGUACCUCUCCUUCCGUGUCUUCAUUUUCGGAAUCACCAACCAAUCCAUGUUCCCGAACGGCGUGAUCUACGACGGCGUCCUCGACAACAAGCCACUCAACUUCCGUGGCGAAAGCGGCGCCAACGACAGCAUGAUCCCCCUCCUGGACCACCUCUGCCAGAUCCCCAUGCCGUCCACUCCUCUCACCAAGAUCCUGCACGAGUUCCGCGCCUACCGCCCACUCCCCCACCGCGAGUUCCUCGCCUACAUGAACUCCAAGGCCGAGGAGACCCUGAACCAUGUGCGGAGCUUCCGCUGGCGUCAUUGGCUGUUUGCCCGCGAGUAUAUCAUUCGUCGUACCCCUCACCCCACUGCUACCGGUGGUAGCCCUAUUGUUACAUGGCUUCCUAACCAGCUCUCGGCUGUUAUGGAUAUGAUGAUCUCGAUCUACGAUACUUAUCUGGCUCCGCAGAAGGAGCCGGAGUAUUCGGCUAAUGGCUUGACUGGGUAUGAUGCCGCUUUCCAGAAACAGGUUGAGCCGAUGAUGGAGAUGGUGCGUGAUCAGAAGGAUAAGUUGGCCAAGGAGGUUGAGAAGUGGUGCCAGGAGAGGGGUAACGGCUUCUGA
Messenger RNA from Aspergillus nomiae NRRL 13137, 1437 nucleotides. RefSeq names its product indoleamine 2,3-dioxygenase family protein. NCBI's taxonomy places the organism in Eukaryota, Fungi, Ascomycota, Eurotiomycetes, Eurotiales, Aspergillaceae. The record is from RefSeq and is a predicted model, not a curated record. The transcript has 6 exons. The coding region runs from base 1 to 1437 and encodes 478 amino acids. Gene Ontology annotation, molecular function: metal ion binding; heme binding.